Messenger RNA from Chlamydomonas reinhardtii, 5754 nucleotides. RefSeq lists its product as uncharacterized. The transcript is spliced from 11 exons. The record is from RefSeq and is a predicted model, not a curated record. Bases 845 to 1975 code for a protein of 376 amino acids. NCBI's taxonomy places the organism in Eukaryota, Viridiplantae, Chlorophyta, Chlorophyceae, Chlamydomonadales, Chlamydomonadaceae.
AUUUACAAGUUGUUAAAUGUAUCGCUGAGCUGUUACAGCCUAUCUCCGUUGUAAGCGAUAUCGGCAUGCAGUGUUCCACGUUCUCAAACCCUCUAUGAUACUGCACGAUGCUAUUUCAUAGCAACUAUGUUAGACACAAGCUUGCGAGCAUGCCUGAGGGGUUGGCGGAGGCCGUUGUCGCUGACCUUCGCCGACCUGCACAAGAUUCAAGGCCACACAGGCUCACAGCCCGAGAAUGUAAGGUUCUGACUGAGAACUCGAAUUGUAUCAGCUCAAAGCGUCUACAGCAGUGUUUUGCUGUCGCGGUCAACAACCAUGCGUUUGCCCUGCCUGCGCUUUCGCACGGGGUCCUAAUAGUUUGCAAUCGCUUAUGCAUGCAAAUAUCUGCAUGCAAUUCCCGGCUGCCUUAUCCUCAUGUCAACCUUCGUCUGCGCGCUCGGCAUCGGUGCAUGUGCUGCUGGCAAUGGCGCUUUUGCGUUUUGGUGGUGAUAUGUGCGCAAACAUGGAGGCGCAUGUGUGGGGCCGAAGGAGCGCGACGGGGUAGCCAAAGGGACCCAGGAGCAAGCAAAAAGGCCCCACUUCCAACACCAGCCGCACCUGCAUCCCCAACAACCCCAGCAACCCCAACAACCCCAACAACCCCAGCAGCCCAUCUAAGGCACUUCUUGCAGGGCCUGCACCUGCUGAACAGCCAGGUUGAUGGCAUCAACAACACCAGCAGCAACACCAGCAGCCCCAGCAGCAACACCAGCAGCAGUGCGGGGACCCGGCCGUGCAGCGCAUUCUGUCGGACGUGCGCGAAUCGCGGCAGCGCUGGGGGGACGAGGACGAUGUGUGGCAGGCCAUGCAGGCGCGCCGCCGCCAGCACCAGCACCACGUGAUGAUGAUGCAGCAGCGGCAGCACCCCCAGCACCCACAGCACGCCCAGCACCCACAGCACCCUGGGCCGCAGCAGGCGGGGCCGGGGCUGGGACCGGGGCUGGCUCCGCAGCAGCAGGCGGGCGAGAUGGGGCCGCCUCGGCACCAGCACCAGCAGCACCAGCACCCGCAGCGGCAUUCGUUGCCGUCGCCCUUCGACCUGCCUUGGCCCGGGGGCGAUGACGUUGACCAGCAGCAGAUGCAGAUGCAGCCCCAGAUCGGUCCUGUUCCGGGCAUGGCACUGCUCCCGCCGUACGCCCAGGACGCCUUCGACAAACACCAGCAGCAGCAGCAGCAGCAGCAGCAGCAGCUGUCGUUUGAGCGCCGCCGAGCCACUAAAUUCUCGGGGGCGCCAAUGCCGGCGCAGGGUAUGCCGCCCAUGCAGCAUACGCAUCGGUCGCAGUCGCAGCCGCCGGCACCUGCUGCACCCCGUACCGCGCAGCAGGGUCCGGCUUCUUCGGGCCUGCAAGUCAGCAGCGGCAGUGAGUUGUUCGUGCCCGGCACUUAUGGUGGCUUGGAGGAGGGCACUCACUUCGGCGCGGCGCGGCUACCGCGGCCCGACUCAACUGGCGAGCUGGGUAGCCCAGCAGGCGAUAUGCCCACGCCCAUGCCGCCGCCACCCGUCACCGGUGCUGCGCCUUCUACUGCUACUGCCACUGCUACUGCCACCACUGGCGCGGGUCCCGCUGGCACCGACGACGGCUAUGGCGCUGACACGCCGGGGCCCAUGAGCUUUGGCGGCGGGUACGGUCCCAGUGACAGUACCGGAGCCGGCGGCAGCGGCUUUGAGGAGUGGGGCUCGUCAGGCGGCGGCAUGCCGCCUCCGCAGCAGCAGCAGCACCGCCACCAGCCGCAGCAGCAGCAGCAGCAGCAGGGAUACGACGUGCCGCCGCGGCCGCCCAGCCCGCAGCGGGGCCAGCAGCGCGGCGUGGCAGCAGCGGCGGGCGGAAUGUCCACACCGCAGGAGCCUGCGCGUCAGCAGCAGGAGCCUGCGCGGCAUCAGGAGCCUGCACGGCCCGUGCACGCGCAGCAGCAGGAGCAGCAGCAUGAGGACUAGCAGCAGGGCUUUUUGGAGCCUCACCAGGGCGGCGGCGACGGCCUGUGGUGAGAGCGGCAUGUGCGAAGGAAAUCAUGGCAGGACACCGGGCAUGCCGGGCCAGUGUCACACUGCAACAGAGUUGACCGGAUGGGCGAGAUGGGUUUGCACGUGCGCGCGCGCGGAAGUAAAGCUUAAUGGGGAAGUGCUGAUAGCAGCUGCUGCAAAACAAAAGCACUUGCAAUAUUUCUUCUUUUGACCGCAAUGUGGUCUCGAGUCCGCCUCUAUGACUUGAUAAUUGGAACAUGCCUUCUUAUCAAGCCAUGCCUACUUGCCCUGUACCUAUUAUAAAGUAGUAGCAACACAUGAGCUCUCAAGAUAGAUGAUUCGAGCCGCAGCUAGCCUGGGGUGGCAGGCUCGGGCGGGGGUUGCAUCCACGCACGGUUUAACUCCGCUGUGCCUUGGCUCUCUGAUGUACAAUGCGUUGCAGUUGUGGAACGGGGCUAUGCAUGCAUGUAAUCAGGAGGGCUGGCCGUUUGCAAGGGUGCCUUACGAUGGCGUUGUGGCAUCCAUGCAUGAAGAGGAUUGGAACGACGUCGUGCACAGCACUAUCGGGCAGUGAAGUGUUUCAUUCACUGUGGAGUAGUGCUUACUGAAUAGUGUGGAUCUGCGUGGCUGUCGCCACAUGUGGCACGAUGCAGAAUUGGGUGAUGGCGGGGAUGGCCAAGCGGCCAUGUCUUGCUGCGGUUGUCCCCUGCGAGAUUAUUGUUGGCAAGUGCAACGCCGGCCCGGCUCAAGGGGCAAUAAAUGGGCCAUGCCAUAACACGUGUUGACGUUUAGGCUGCUCGGAACAACCUUGGGAAUAAUAACAACGUCGUGACUCGAAGCUGGGACAGGCUAGCCAACAUGCGCCACGCAGGAGAAGGCGCGAGUUGCAACACUAGAGCGGUUUUACGUACGCGAGUCACGCGCGGCAACCUGCCCUUCACCCGCGCCGUCGUGGUGUAGGAUGCGGGCAGCCAUGCCCAGCCGUGCAGCAUGGCCACGAACACUAAUUUCUUUCUUGCUAGCUAGGUGCCAUGCUUGAGAUUUGCAGUGUCUUGCAUAAGAGUCACUACCCAUCAAGCAGUAGGUACGCCCAUAGAUAGCAUCACCCCGGCGGACGCAGGACAGGCGCGCACGUGAAUGUUUGCCUCCAAACGCCGCGGGGAUGCAUGCACACAAUGUCCCGUACGUGCCGAUACCGUACGCCACGGCGGCUGUGGGGUGUACCGUAAUAGCAGGGAGGGCAACAUGAAGGGUAACACCUCAGCAACCCCAGCAAGGCUGGCCUGGUCGAGCGGCGCGGAGGGGUGAAGGAUACCCGGCACGCGUGGAACGCGCAAUGUAUCUAUAGUGAUAGAAGGCGUAGUGAUGGGAGGAAAUAAGGAGCACUCGGGGCCGCGAUGGCGGGUUGGAUGCGCCACGGGCCCCGGCCCAGCGAAAGGGAGCGAACGCUGGGCGGAGCCGGUGGGGUCGGGCUCACUGCGUGACACAGCGUCCGAUGCCUGGUGCAGGGCACGAAGGCAUGCUUAUGCGUCAUGCGGUAUUGUUAUUGGCUGGGCAAUAGCAUGCUGGCCGAACUGCACAAAACUCCACAUCGCUCACUGAGGGCGAAAUAUCCGGAAAAACAAAUUCGGCACUUGGGCCUAGCGCACACAUCGAAUGCAUAUAGGUUGGCUUGGGGUGCGUCAGCCAAACUACAAGGGUGAUGCCGCGUGAUAGUAUGAUGUGCGUGCGGACCUCAAGACGUACAGGGUGACGCAUGAUCACGUAAGCCCGCUCCGUUGUCAACACGAAGCAAUAGCGAGGCGCAGGCUUGCCGUGCACGGUACACUCAAGGCGUAUUGCGACAGGGCACGCAGCAGGGCACGCAACAAGUCGAAGCGUCCAUAACGACAGGGCAGGCAGCAUAAUUGCAUGCGGCACACGGGCCAUAUCGCAAGACACAUGAUGCGAGGCGCAAAGCCUGUUGCUGGCGGCACACACGCCGUAUCCGAACGUGGCGCUCAGACCACACAUUGUCCACAACGCAAAGGCAUGUACAACGAAGGCACGGCACGCGGGCCCUGCGGCCUGGAUAGGCAGACAGGGGAAGUACCGCGCCAAAAGUCCUGAGGGUCUUGGGGAGGUGGGGGUGGCACGAUGGAAGAUGUGGAAAGGUAUUGCACAAAGCUGUGAACUGUAAAGCGACGGGUAGACACGAAGGCACGGCAAGCAGGACCCGCAUGGCAAGCAAGUAGCCCGCCCGCACAGCUGUGCAUGCCCUUUUGCUUUCAGCGACUUGCCGAACGCCUUGUCCGCAACGCUUCGCGCGCCUUUGCUCCGCUUGAAAGCUCCGCUCUGCUCCGAUUUGCUCCCGAAUGCGGCCCCCGAACCAAAGCGUGGUCCAAAGCGCCAGAGAAGCGUCGAAGGGCAUUCCCUUACGAUCAGAGAGCGAGCGUGAUCAAGCUAAGGGGUUCCAUUGAGCAGGAUCGCGCAACAAAACGCUGCAACUCCGUCUGAGUAUAUAUUAAACGCUUAUUCGGUCCAGACAUGGUAAAGUAUAGUUAGAACCAGGUAUAGGAUUGCAAAGAAAGUCCAGAAAUGUAGGGAACGUUUAAGUGCGACACACUGAGGUCACCGUCCCGGCAGAGGGACGAUCCGAAAUACAGUACAGAAGCACAACGGCAGAUAAGGCGCCGUGUGCUCCUGACGCGUACAAGACCCAGCUCGGUUCGGCCCCAUGCACAGUCAGCGCAUAACAUUCGAUCGCAAGCGAGGGCCGCUUGUGUCGUACUUCAAGUCAUGUAUGCUUCAUGUGAUAGGAAUGUGACACGAGUGCUCGGGCUCUGUGCUCUCUGGCCGAUUGUCGAGCGAGCAGGUUCGACUUAGUGGUUUGACAGCUGCCUCACCCUGCUGGUUAGCGCACGUGCUUGAGUGCUGUGCCGCAGUUGGGGGACGGAGCUCGGGUGUGCAUGAGUAAAGUUGGUGGUUGGCUACAGCAUGCUAGCAUAGCAGAGGUUGCCAUCAACGCAAAAGGAAAGCAUUUGCGUCGCGGACGGGCUCUGCUUUCCUCGGCCAUCAGGCAUGCACUGCAAACAUGCAUGCAUGCCGAGCGAGCAGGCACCUACGGUAUCUGUUUGCUACAGGCGCGAGCACAUAUUUGCUUUUGUUCUCACGGGACCAGGGGUCGUAUCUUGUUUUAACAAUCAGAGAGAUUGUUUUCGUUUUAACCCAACGUACUAUCACGCCGCACUAUCCCUUUCCGGGUCAGUGCACUAUGCCUAUCAGGGUGAAUUUACGAUCCCCGCUGCGUCUUGUGUACUAAUCCGUGGCGCACUGACCCAAAGGGAUGUGCAGUGCAGUGACUGUGCAGUGCAACACUGCCAGCACGCAGCCCACAAGCAAAGAUCCAUCAGCAGUUCGGAAGGGGACACGGCCAGGCCGUUGCUGUGGUGGCACGUACGGGCCCUGGCUGGCGGCAGGCUACACCUCGCGGUCAGGGUCUAGGGCACACGCGCCCCAAACACACGGCCGCCCCCGGGCGCAGCAUAACAAGAUAACAGCUGUUAUCCGUGCGCUUAUAAGCCAUCCAGGUGCAUAUGGCGUACGCGCACACACGAGCGGCUGCACGGACACCACAUGCGGCCGGUACUUGUUGCCAUACUCACGCACGCCGGCCAGUCGCGCCAGAGGCAGGAGCAUGCUGUGCAGGACUUUGAUGUACAACAUAUCCCUAUGCGCAAUAUGAGUUCGGCGCACGACGGGCGAGAAUGAGC